Dermacentor andersoni is the source of this 639-nucleotide messenger RNA. NCBI's taxonomy places the organism in Eukaryota, Metazoa, Arthropoda, Arachnida, Ixodida, Ixodidae. The record is from RefSeq and is a predicted model, not a curated record.
AUGUUUGUCUUCUCAAUGAGCCAGUUCCUGCGGCUUCUGCGCCUAGACGCUGACUCGCUGAAUCUGCCGUUCUUCAGCUCUCUACUGGACGUAGGAGCGGGCGACGGCAACGUGACGGCAGCCAUAGCGCCCCUGUUUGGCCAGGUAGACGUGACCGAGAAGUCGCCUUCCAUGCGACGCGUGCUGGGUCGGCGUGGCUUCCGAGUGUUGGACGCCGCGUCGCUCAGGCCUGCCGAUGGAGACGACGACGGGGACCAGCAACUGUACGACGUGGUCUGCUGCCUGAACGUGCUGGACCGCUGCGAGGCGCCGCUGGCACUGCUGCGCACGCUCGAGGCUCGGCUCACAAAACCCUCGGGCAGGCUGGUGCUGGCGCUCGUGCUGCCGCUGUCGCAGUACGUCGAGUCGGGCAAGCGUGGCGCCGAGCCGCUCGAGACCCUGAACGUGCGCGGCUCGACGCUGGAGCAACAGGUCCAGUCGCUUUACAAGGACGUCAUGGUGCCCGCUGGUUUCACCUUGGAGUCCUGGACCCGGCUUCCCUACCUCUGCGAAGGCGACCUCGAACAGGCCUACUACUGGCUGGACGACGUGGUCAUGGUGCUCAGAGCUGCCGACGCAUAUGGAGCUGGGCCAUCCUGA